AUGGCUUUCAUCUUCAAAACGGCCAUGCAAUCGGUCGCGCUUUCUCUGUCAUUGCUGGGAUGGGUUCUAGCCAUUACUACCACGUAUCUGCCACACUGGAAGAACCUCAACCUGGAGCUGAACGAGAUGGAAAACUGGACCAUGGGGCUCUGGAAAUCCUGCGUCAUCCAGGAGGAGGUCGGGAGGCAAUGCAAGGACUUUGACUCCUUCCUGGCCUUGCCAGCUGAACUGCAGAUCUCCAGGAUCCUGAUGUCCCUGUCCAAUGGGCUGGGGCUGCUGGGCUUGCUGGCCUCUGGCUGUGGCCUGGACUGUCUGAGGCUCGGAGAGACCCGGAAGGGUCUGAAGAGGCGACUGCUCAUCCUGGGAGGGACCCUGCUCUGGACCUCUGGUGUGAUGGUCCUGGUUCCUGUCUCCUGGGUGGCCCACAUGACAGUGCAAGAGUUCUGGGAUGAGACUGUACCUGAGAUUGUGCCCAGGUGGGAGUUCGGGGAGGCCCUGUUCCUGGGCUGGUUUGCUGGUCUCUGCCUGGUGCUUGGAGGAUGUGUGCUUCACUGUGCAGCCUGCUGGAGGCCGGCUCCUCCAGCCUCGGGCCACUAUGCAGUGGCGGGACUUGGAGACCACAGUUCAUACCUGGAAAAUGGAACUGCACAGCCUAAAGUGUAA
Molecule: messenger RNA, 663 nt
Organism: Rattus norvegicus (Norway rat)
Lineage: Eukaryota; Metazoa; Chordata; Mammalia; Rodentia; Muridae
Gene: Cldn24
Product: claudin 24
Exons: 1
Coding region: 1-663 (220 amino acids)
Cellular component (GO): bicellular tight junction; lateral plasma membrane; plasma membrane
Molecular function (GO): structural molecule activity
Source: RefSeq, marked provisional